AUGGAGUGGUGUCUUGCUCAAUCUCAUUAUCUAGAACUCCCUCCUCCAUUGAGACCGCAGUUUCUGGUCGAAAUAGAGAAGAAGCUGCAUACAGACUUGAAAAAAUACAAUGCCACAGACGACCCAGCUGAUCCUGUUCGUCUACAGGUGUAUCGAGAAGCCUUCGAAAUAUUCAUCUCUGGCUGUACCCACUAUGCGCCUUUUCUAUCUCAAGUUAAGUCACAAUACGACCAGUACAUUCUUCACCAGAGCAAACAGAUCAAAAGGAUUUACCCAAUGGAGGAAAAUGUACAUUCACUUUCGAUUGAAUAUGAACGCCGUUUAGGGGAGGCAAAGGAGGCUGAAAAUGCAGACGUCAAGGCCCUCCAAGACCAGUGCCAGCUUAAACAAAAGAAAAUUGAAAAACUUGAACAAGACCGUGUGCAAUUAAAGGCGCUGAUCGAUGGUUUGACGAAUGAACUUUCACGAGAUGCCCAUUUGCUCAGAGCAGAAACAGACGGACGGAAAUUAGCUCAACUUAAGGUUAAUGAGCUGUCAAAUAUACUAAGUGACAUGGAGAACAUUCUGCGGAAUCAGCAAGCUGAAAUCGGUGAGGAUCCAGUCAAACUGAGGGUGGCCUACGAGAUGGCGAAGGAGACGAUUACGAAACAAACCAGGAAGCUGGUUGAAUAUGAGUCCAACUUCAACUCAACCGUUUCUUUGGAAGAGCAUGAAAAGGUCGCCAAGGAACUGGAGCAGGAACGGGCACUAACCGCGAAAUUACGAGAUGAAAUCGAGGGAUAUGCAAACAGAUACGAAUUACUGCAGGAUCACUGCGCAGCUCUGGACACUUACAAGGAUCUCUAUAUGCUCCAGUGUGGCUACGCACUUCGCGUUUUGGGGGCCAAAAACGCUCCACUGCAUGAGUUCCGUAAACCAACCAAUGAGCUACAAGCAGCAAAGUCCCUUCAAUGCUUCUACGGUAGUGACGUGUUACAGUUGCAGGCAUCCCAAUUUGGAAGGGGAGAACAGGAUGAGAAGCUGGAAUACAUUGGGAUCCUGCUCUCGCGUUGGAGGAAGCUAAUUAACGAUAAGCCAAUAGGAGAGCUGACUCGUAUGGCAGCCGAGGAGAUGGCUCGAUUUGAGCAGGGCGGCCUGCCCAUCCUCCAGCGUAACCAAAGAAAAGAAAGUAAGCGCGUUGCCCAGAAACCGAGAAGAACAGGGACCUCCGACGGUUAG
Messenger RNA from Mesocestoides corti, 1218 nucleotides. NCBI's taxonomy places the organism in Eukaryota, Metazoa, Platyhelminthes, Cestoda, Cyclophyllidea, Mesocestoididae. The record is from the annotation of a GenBank genome assembly.